AUGAUGCCCCUCUCCAAGGAUUCAUUCUCCAAAAUACCCACUUGCUAUGCAACAGUAUCCGUUGGCACACCUGACCACCCAUUGGACAAGAAGCUAGAAGCAAUCGCCGCGGCCGGCUUCCAGGGCAUCGAACUUGGCUUUCCUGAUCUACUCUCUUUCGCCUCAAAGAAUUUAGGCAAGGAAGUAGGGCCACAAGACUUUGAGGUGUUAUGCACCGCAGGGCUGGAGGUGAAGAGGAUGUGCGAGGAGUUGGGACUCAAAAUUGUGAUGCUCCAGCCGUUCUCGAACUUUGAGGGUUGGAAGCCGCAGUCAGAAGAGCGGAAGGACGCUUUCCGACGUGCAAAAGGUUGGAUUAAAAUAAUGGAGGCUGUGGGCACGGAUAUGCUGCAGGUUGGCUCUACCGAUUCUCCCAUCCCCACCUCUCGAGACGUCGUCACCUCAGAUCUCAAACAACUCGCCGAUCUACUCGCCCCCCACAAUUUCCGCCUUGCAUACGAGAAUUGGUGCUGGUCUACACACGCUCCGGAUUGGAAGGAUGUCUGGGAAAUAGCCAAGAAGGUCGACCGUCCAAACUUCGGCCUAUGUCUCGAUACGUUCCAGAGUGCUGGAGGUGAAUGGGCCGACCCUACCACGAAAUCUGGGCUGUUAGAAGGAGAUGUGAAGAUGGAAGAUCUGCAGGAAAGGUUUCAAGAGAGUCUAAGGAACCUGAGUGCCACUAUUCCAGCAGAAAAGAUCUACAUACUACAAGUCUCGGAUGCAUACAAGCCAAAAGAACCUUUGUACCCGAGUUCCGAUGAGAACGGCAUGAGACCGAGAGCGAGGUGGAGCUCGUGUCUGAGGCCUGUGCCAUUCGAUGGGGGAUAUCUUCCUGUUGUUGAUUUUGCAAAGGCCGUAUUAAAGACUGGUUUCCGUGGUUGGCUCUCGACAGAGGUCUUUGAUGGUGGACCGUCGGGACAGGAUCAGGAGUGGAAUGAUAUGGCUGGCUAUACCAAGAAAGCGAUGCAGGCUCACGAACGACUUCUGCGAGAAGUAAUUGAGUGA
Molecule: messenger RNA, 1041 nt
Organism: Letharia columbiana
Lineage: Eukaryota; Fungi; Ascomycota; Lecanoromycetes; Lecanorales; Parmeliaceae
Exons: 2
Coding region: 1-1041 (346 amino acids)
Source: RefSeq, a predicted model, not a curated record